GGGAGAAGUAAACUGGAGCGUCCUAAGCGGCGAAAGUGAACUUACAAGUUAGACUAGAUUUUGGGCGAACUACCGUGAUGGCGAAUAUUUAUCCAGACGCUUACGUACAAGGCAAUGACUGGAUGAAAAAGGAGAACCUCGCCGCAUUGACGAAGACUAUCUUUCAAAAACCUGCUGCCCAGUGUGAACAGAUCCUUGACGUUGGUUGCGGGACGGGGGACUUCACAAGGGAUGUGCUACUGCCCAGUCAUCAUUCGUGCAGCAAGAUUGUAGCUGUUGACGUAUCAUCAGCCAUGGUAGACUACGCGAGAAGAAAUCACGGACAUUCGCAAAUCAGCUACGAGGUCCUCGACGUAACCACGACGGACCUUUCCCUAUUUCUGAACAAGCACGGAAAGUUUGACCGGAUUUACUCCUUCUUCUGUUUGCACUGGAUCAGAGACCAGGAGGCGGCUUUCAAACAUAUUGGUAGGCUUUUGAAACAGGAUGGCGAAUGUCUGCUUUUGUUCUCCGCUCCAUUUUUCUUGUACCGGGUAUGGCUCGAGAUGGCCGGAAUGGAACGCUGGAAGGGCAUCCUUUGUGACCCCAAAGACUUCUUUGCCGAUAUCUGGCAUCGCGAUCCGUUGCCAAGCCUGAGCGACCUCGAGAAUUCUUUGCGGAAUCUGAUUAUCAACUCAGGAAUGACAACCCUCGUCUGCGAGGUUUGCCCAAGUGAAGCUUACUUCGGCAGCGAAGCAGAAGUUCUCGCGUUGGUUGUUCCUGUCGUUACGGUGAAGGCGGGCACAACAGAGAAGGAGACGUCGAUCAUGAGAAGCGAACUGUCGUCAAGGCUGAUGGAGAGCUUCAAGAUUACGCCCACGGGUUGUAGCGUCUCCGUUAAUCUCUUUCGUUUUCACACUCAGAAGGUAAACCGAGAGGCACAUACAGACAUGUAAAGCAACGUGAAGUAUUAUAAAGUACCUUUGGACACUUUAGAGGUCAAUGUCAGGACAGGCGCUGUCACUGAGCGGCCCGUAAGGCUCAGCCCAACCAGUUAGUUAUCUUCGCAUCUAGAGCACGUUCUAUAGCAAAGCCGAGAACAUGGCUGUUAGUCUUUAGGCGCUACAUGGCGUCUGUACUCACACG
Molecule: messenger RNA, 1125 nt
Organism: Ixodes scapularis (black-legged tick)
Lineage: Eukaryota; Metazoa; Arthropoda; Arachnida; Ixodida; Ixodidae
Product: juvenile hormone acid O-methyltransferase-like
Exons: 3
Coding region: 78-935 (285 amino acids)
Source: RefSeq, a predicted model, not a curated record